This is a messenger RNA of Alosa alosa (allis shad), 5916 nucleotides long. It is a transcript of the gene tbc1d16, whose product is annotated as TBC1 domain family, member 16. Gene Ontology annotation, biological process: activation of GTPase activity. The transcript is spliced from 12 exons. The record is from RefSeq and is a predicted model, not a curated record. Gene Ontology annotation, molecular function: GTPase activator activity. Lineage: Eukaryota; Metazoa; Chordata; Actinopteri; Clupeiformes; Clupeidae. Bases 372 to 2573 code for a protein of 733 amino acids. Gene Ontology annotation, cellular component: early endosome.
UUCUCUUCCCCUUCACUGUAACAUUGAAUGAUCGCUGGACACUGACAUUGUCUUAUACUUUGUAGUUCAAAGGUAGACCUAGCUCAUCGUUUGCGUCUGUAUUCAGUUAAAUUAAGAAGCUGUGAAGAAAGAGGGUUUUCAUCUCCGGAAGCAACGGUAUUGGUGGGGGGUUGGGUUAUAAGCCAUCAGCAACAACGUGCCAUGUAGUGUGAGUAGCGCGGAUAAACAUAGUACUCGGUAAAUAAAAGAAGCGAAACUAUUCCUGUGUCGGCCUGACAUAAGACCACUGCCAGCUGGAUGGAAGCGCAGCUCGAACUGUAAUCCUCGGCGGAGCUGAGGAGGAUGGGAGGAGUGUCCCCGUGCUGGAGGACAUGUCAUUCGGUCGACUCCUGCGCCGCGCUUCCACUAAAGCCUCUGACCUCCUGACCUUCAACUCGGCGGGGUCGCGCGGAGCCCUGGACGGGGAGAUCAUCUUCUCCAAGAACAAUGUGUGCGUGCACCCAGCAGAGCCCCUGCCUGGCCUGCCAGAGCACCACCCAGGCUACCUCUGUGUGCACAUGGAGAAGGACGAGGCCCUGGGCUCCACGCUCAUCCUGACCUGGGUGCCCAACUCACGCAUCCAGCGCCAGGACGAGGAGGCCCUGCGCUACAUCACCCCUGAGAGCUCCCCCGUGCGCCGGCACCCCCGCCGCAGGCCUCGCCGGCCCCAGAGACCCCAGCCGGCCCCCGAGGAGGAGGACGAGGACGAGGCCGAGGCCCGGGAGGCGGAGCCUGCCCUGGCCCCCUCCCAGAACCACCAGCAGGGGCAAGGGCAGUUACAGGGGGGGCAUGAGGAGGGGGACGAGGGCUCGUGUGAGCUUUCAGCGGACGAGGUGAGCCGCGACAGCACACUGGGCUCCGACUCGGACACCUUCUCCUCACCCUUCUGCCUCUCACCCGUCAGUGAGGCGCUCGGGGAGAGCGCUGGGCCGGUGUUCCUGGACAGCGAGGGCAGGGAUAUGUGUGAUGAAUCUAUGACCCACUCGGCCAGCUCGGCCUCCAGCUUAGACAGCCACGCCCCGUCUGAGAGCAGCCAAUCGCAGGGGGUGAGGUGGGAGGAGCAACAGAAGGUUCUGGCCCUAGAACAGCUGUGUGGGGUGUUUCGGGUGGACCUGGGCCACAUGAGGUCCCUGCGACUGUUCUUCAGUGAUGAGGCCUGCACCAGUGGUCAGCUGGUCAUCGCCAGUCGGGAGAGUCAGUACAAGAUCCUGCACUUCCACCAUGCUGGCCUGGACAAGCUGGCCGAGGUCUUCCAGCAGUGGAAGUGUUGUCGGGAAACCCAGCUCAAAGACCAGGUGUCAGAUGAGAAAUCCUGCAUGCAGUUCUCCAUCCGCAGGCCUACGCUGCCCUCAGCCGAGACCCACCCGGAGGAGCGCCUGUACCGGCGGCUGGACGUGGCCUCCUGGUUGCGCCACCUCAACCACAGUGGCCAGUUGGAGGAGGAAUACAAGCUCCGCAAGGCGAUCUUCUUUGGCGGGAUUGACCCGUCUAUCCGGGGUGAGGUGUGGCCCUUCCUUCUGCGCUACUACAGCUGGGACUCCACCUCUGAGGAACGCGAGGCCUGGAGGCUGCAGAAGAGGACUGAGUACCAGGAGAUCCAGCAGCGCAGGCUGUGCAUGAGUCCAGAGGAGCACAGUGAGUUCUGGAGGAAGGUUCAGUUCACUGUGGAUAAGGACGUGGUCCGCACUGACCGGAGCAACGCCUACUUCAAGGGAGAGAACAACCCUAAUGUGGAGAUCAUGAGGCGCAUCCUGCUCAACUACGCCGUGUUCAACCCCGAGAUGGGCUACUGCCAGGGCAUGUCCGACCUGGUGGCCCCGCUGCUGUCCGAGGUGCAGGACGAGAGUGACACAUUCUGGUGCUUUGUGGGCCUGAUGGAGAACACCAUCUUCAUCAGCUCGCCCCGCGACGAGGACAUGGAGAGACAGCUGAUGUACCUGCGUGAGCUGCUGCGCCUGAUGCUGCCGCGGUUCCACCAGCACCUGCUGCGUCUGGGUGAGGACGGCCUGCAGCUGCUUUUCUGCCACCGCUGGGUGCUGCUUUGCUUCAAACGCGAGUUCCCCGACGCAGAGGCCCUGCGCAUGUGGGAGGCCUGCUGGGCACACUACCAGACGGACUACUUUCACCUGUUCUUGUGUGUGGCCAUCAUCGUGCUGUACGGAGAGGACGUUACAGAACUGCAGCUGGCCACUGACCAGAUGCUGCUCCACUUCAGCAACCUGUCCAUGCACAUGAACGGAGAACUGGUGCUGCGCAAGGCACGCAGUCUGCUGUACCAGUUUCGCCUGUUACCCAGGAUCCCUUGCAGUCUGCAUGACCUGUGCAAGCUGUGCGGGCCAGGCAUGUGGGACAGCCGCUACAUCCCGACAGUGGAAUGUUCCGGAGAGCACCAGGACUCUCAGAGCUGCCCAUACGGGGGCACCGUCGACCCCCAGCCGCCCCCGUCCCCGCGCCCCAACACCACCCCGCCCCCACCUGAGGGCAAGAGGGGCUCCAAGACACGGGACAUCUUCAGCUUCCGCAAGCAGUCCUGAACGUAGCGUGGGAUGGGUCGUGGAUGCAUGUCACUUCCUUUUGGGGGCACAGGCGGUGGGUGCCCUGAUCCCGGGCGCUCCAGCCCUCGUAGCCCUGGAUACACUCAUGGGUGCAGGCACUGAGUUCAAGUGGAUCUUCAUCCACAUGCCUCACUCUCGAGCUUAUUUCCAGACAUUUGUUUGUUUGUUUAUUUGCUUGCUUGUUUAUUAUUUUUGAUUAGAUUGUAAGGGAAAUCGUGUGUGUGUGUGUGUGUGCUGGUGUCACAGUGGGAGAAACACUCCGUCAUCAUCUGUCCAAAUGGAAUAUGCACCUUCUAUAUUCCAGUGGAUUCCAUAUUUCUGGAAGAACAGAGGUGUCUCCGUAAAGCAAUAUAGUGACCUCAUCAACAGAACAGUGGAUAAAGAUACAGCCCAAGUGGUUGUGAAUGCCCAAUAGGACAUCAUCUCAGAUGAGAAACCACAAUAGAUGUCAUGUAUUCUUUACUCUGGUUAUGUCUCUUUUUUUGCAUUGCUUUUCUGUAACGGUGAUCAUGGCAAAAACCAUCGGUGCUAACAUAUGAUAAUGGCAUGUUUAUUAGGCUAGUGAGAUGGGGGAGGGGGUGUGAUAAUAAUCUGGUGGUCAUUUUAAGACAAAAAAGUCCGAACCAAACCAAGCAAUAUGCUUUCUCAAAAAACAGUUCAAGGCCAAAGACGAAAAGGUUGCGAGAGCUGAUUUCACAAGUCAUCUCAAAGUAAACAGGCCCUUGCUAUUCCAUGUGAUCCUGGGUUCUCCGUAGAGAGAGACGCCCUGUCCUGCUCGGCGGGACUGGGUCCGGUUACGCUCCUGAGGCCGGGAAAGAAUCUCAGCGAUAAGAAAAAGAAAACAGUACUCGGUCUCGGUUUAACUCGGAUGAAUAUUUUAUAAGCGGCUAAUAUAUGGGGGAAAAGCAAAGACAUCAGAGUAUCUGAAUCUGAGCUGGGGAAUUCCCUUCUCUCUCUUUUUUUCUUUAUGGGUAAAGAACUGCAGGAGACUUCUGCUGUUUCAGAUCCUACAGAAAGGGAGGAUAAUUGCAUUCAUAUCAAUUACACUAGAGCUAUAUGAAAGAAGAGGUCUUGAGUAAUUAAAUUUAAAUCUCUCAUUCCACACUAGCCACCCAUGGUGUUUUAUACGUUGAUCAUUCAAUCACAAUGUAAGGAAACAUCAAAAGCUAGCAGAAACAUUAUAUUUGCACUUUCUUUAACUAUUUGUUUUCAAAAACGUAGUUCUCCACUUUUUUGUGUUCAUCCAAAUGUCUUUUACCAGAAUUUGUCUUAUUUCCAGCUUUUCAUUAUGACUGUUUAUCCUAUGUUUAUACACCCAUCAGGAAAGCUUUCUCAAAGCAGUUUGAUUUCUUGCAAAGAAAAAAAGAUCUAUGAAACCUUUCAGAGUGUGUUUUAAUGACUUCAUUUGUCAGAACGAGAAUGAUUGUUUUAAGAUGCAAACUCCUCUCCUUCCCCUCUCUCCUUGCCAGUGUGUCAGCCAUAGUUCUGGAGACAGGGUUAGAGCCAGCCUCAUGUUGGGUAAGAGUUCCCUAAGGGGCAACUGCCGCGUGGUCCGAUGGGGAAAUACAUCUCCAAAUUGGUGCUAAAAGGUGGCAUUAGUAUUUUGGAGCAGCCUUUCCCCUCUUUCCUCGACGGCCUCCUAAGUGACAUGCAUUACUGGCCCUCUAUGGCCAUUAGUCCCCCGCACCCCCGAGCCCCACAUGGACAAGGGAGACAAGGGAGGGCUCAAUGGCAAUCACAUGACUAGAAUAUAAUAUAAUAUAAUCACAUAAUAUGUGGCGCGUGUGAGAUUUCAGAGAUUGGCAUGUGGAUUGAUAUGUAGGUGUGGAGUGUGUGUGUGUCAGUCAGAACAACAGCUGGAUGCCACUUUACAGGCAUGUCGUGUGUGUGUGUGUGUGUGUGUGUGUGUGUGUGUGUGUGUAUGUCUAAUGGGAAUACCAUUUGGAUUUUGGAGAAUGAGGAAGCUGCUGCCAAUCGACCAAAUUCUUUAAAUCUCUGCAGUGUAGAUAACAGGAAGGCCAUUUUAGUUUUUGUAGGUGCGGUGUUGUCCUGGAGGAACAGGUCUGUUCUGUUCAGAGAUGGUCAUGAAAGAUUAAACUCAAGUUCAGAGAGCUCAAGUGCAUAGCUGACCACUGUCUAUUCUCAACAGCCUUAUAUGCUAUAAAUCAGUCCUAGUCUUGAGUUGUUAAGUCCAGAUUUAGACCGGUCCUCUGGAGUCUGUUAUAGAAUGCAGGUCUGAUGUUGAUGUUGAAACCUGCCGUAUGAUCAUGAUUGGUUCAAGGAAAUGAAGGAUGAUUCACCUGUCAGUUCUGUGCCCAUCCAUCUCUUCAGAGUAGUAUGACUGCCCAGUGUAGAUUUCUCACGGUUACAAAAAGUACUGGAAGAACUCCUCCUCCUUUCUAGCACAUGAUUUUAGGAAAUGAUAAACAAUGUUCUCUGUUACAAUGUUAUCUGUUUACUAACCGGUUUCUCAUGUGAGUUUCUCAUCUCCACCUUGGAUGACAUUUUGUGUAUUGCUAUUGACCGUUUAUUUCCAUUUUAUAUGCACUGUUUUCCAGUGAUUUCAUUACAAUACCAGCACCCAGUUUAAACGUUUCAUAUACAGUAUAUAAUCUACAAAUCACAUUGACAAUACUGUGACUUAACAGUGAUUUCACUCAUUGGAAAGAUUUCACAGUUUGAAAUUUUGGGUUUGGCACAACAUUUUGGGCAGUAGUGUGGUGGUGUGAAACCUUGAACUUUGUUGUGUUGUUUCAUUAAACACAACAUCGAGCCUAAGACAAAUGAUGUUUCAUUUGAAACAGUAAGCUGCUUUUUAGUUGUCCAACCGUUUCGUAAUACAGCGUUUGUCUGUUGAAGGCAAUGAUAGCAGAGCAAUCUUCCUCUAACUCCUACGUUUGUGGUCUAACUGUAAGACGCCUAUCUCCGACCAUCUCAAGAGCGGCUUCCUUGAGAGGAAGAGAGAGAGACUAAUCAGAAACACGACAGAUGGUUUUUUACCCAAUACCUUGUUAUAGGCUAGUGUUGUGGGAGUAGGGUGAGGUGAAGAUGGGGAUGAGCAACAGGAUUUGUGUGUGUGUGUGUGUGUGGCUGUGUGUGCGUGCGAGAACUUCGAUACCCAUUGCUGUCGCCCUUUCCUUAUAGGCUUUUAUGUACCAACAUGCUGCCGUACUUUGUGUGUGUGUGCGUGUGUGUUAUACACCCUACUGUGAGAUUGCCUUAGCCUUUGUUUGACAAGGCCCUCUAAUUAUCAAUUAGGGGGGCCGCUCUCCACACCUGGAGCAAGGGGAGGUGAUAAUGAGCCGGGGUCAUUUGGAGAGGU